Messenger RNA from Staurois parvus, 174 nucleotides. The record is from the annotation of a GenBank genome assembly. Lineage: Eukaryota; Metazoa; Chordata; Amphibia; Anura; Ranidae.
UGCCCCAUCAUUGGUGUCAGUGGGGGGAGGAAUAGUGCCCCAUCAUUGGUGUCAGUGGGGGGAGGAAUAGUGCCCCAUCAUAGGUGUCAGUGGGGGGGAGGAAUAGUGCCCCAUCAUAGGUGUCAGUGGGGGGAGGAAUACUGCCCCAUCCUUGGUGUCAGUGGGGGGGAGGAA